Cavia porcellus (domestic guinea pig) is the source of this 6735-nucleotide messenger RNA. It is a transcript of the gene Tbc1d4, whose product is annotated as TBC1 domain family member 4. Lineage: Eukaryota; Metazoa; Chordata; Mammalia; Rodentia; Caviidae. Bases 697 to 4608 code for a protein of 1303 amino acids. The transcript is spliced from 21 exons. The record is from RefSeq and is a predicted model, not a curated record.
UUGAGGCAGCAGCUUGGAAGGAAGGAAGGAAGGAGCGAGGGAGGGACGGGAACAGUAGGAGGAGCAGCAGCGAGCUGGGCUGCAGCGGCGGCGGGAGGAGUGGUCCCAGAGAGGCCACGUUUUGUUUCUGUUAUUUUUCACCGGCAUAGUUCUCCCAGGCUCUUCCCUGGGCCCGGGCGCGCCGCAGCCCGGCGGCCCCGACCUCCAGGUGACAGCCGGUCACCCUGCUAGGAGUCAGCUCCGCCCCGAGUGCCCCUCCCGCCACAGCCCCAGUCCCCGCCCAGCCUCGGUGUCUCCCCGAGGCGAGGCGCGGCCGCAGCGGGCUGCAGCGCUCUGGCGGGCGGCGGCGGCGGCGGCGGCGGCGGCGGCGGGGACCCUCGGCCGGUGCUCGGUCCCGGCGGGCCCGGAAGGGGAAGGGGUAGCGCGGCCGAGGCGCGAGCGCGAGAGCGGAGAAUGCCCGGGUAGCCUUCCUUCGCGCCCGCUGCUGGGCACUCGCCCCGCCGCCUGCAGCCCGAGCCUCUGACCCGCCCGGGGCAGCGCUGCCCGGGCAGGGCCGCUGACGCGCGGGGUCUCGGCGCGCCGAGGCCAGUGCGGAACCGGAGCAGUAGUUGGCACAGUUUCGGCGGCGCCUGCAGAGGGUGCAUCGGGGGCGAGGCGCGCCUGGCGGGCCACCACGGUGCCCUGGCGAGGCAGGCUAUGGAGCCGCCCAGCUGCAUUCAGGAUGAGCCCUUCCUGCACCCCCUGGAGCCCGAGUCGGGCGCCCCAGCGCACGCUGGGCUCGGGAAGCCGGGCGACAAGAGGUUCCGGCUGUGUUACGUGGGAGGGUCCUGCCUGGACCGCAGGACCACGCUGCCCAUGCUGCCCUGGCUCAUGGCCGAGAUCCGCAGGCGCAGCCAGAAGCCUGAGGCGGGCGGCUGCGGGGCGCCGGCAGCGCGCGAGGUCCUCCUGGUGCUCAGCGCGCCCUUUCUGCGCUGCGUCCCCGCGCCAGGGUCCGGGGGCACGGGAGGCGCUGGCCCCGCGGCCACGCAGCCCAACCCGGCCGUCUUCAUCUUCGAGCACAAGGCUCAACACAUCUCGCGCUUCAUCCACAACAGCCAGGACCUCACCUACUUUGCCUACCUGAUCAAAGCGCAGCCCGACGAUCCCGAGUCGCAGAUGGCCUGCCACGUUUUCCGCGCCACAGACCCAAACCAGGUUCCCGAUGUCAUCAGUAGCAUAAGGCAAUUAUCCAAAGCCGCCAUGAAAGAGGAUGCCAAACCCAGCAAAGACAACGAGGACGCCUUUUACAACUCUCAGAAGUUCGAAGUCUUGUACUGCGGAAAGGUGACGGUGACCCACAAGAAGGCGCCGUCCAGCCUCAUCGACGACUGCAUCGAGAAGUUCAGCCUGCACGAACAGCAGCGCCUGCGGCUGCAGGGCGAGCGGGCCUCGGACCCCGGCGGCGAGGAGCUGGUCCCGGAGGGCGAGGCGCUGGGGUCCCCGGGGGACAGCCUGCCCGAGGAGGAGGAAGAGGACGGGGAGGGGGCGGAGGACGGCCGCCCUGCCCCGCAGGGCCUGCCCGGCCAGCCGGGGCCCGCCGGCGCCCGCGUGUGCGUGCCCGAGCGCAUCGUGGAGGACUGCGGCGGUGCCGAGCAGCAGAGGUUCCGGUCCCGGUGCAGCAGCGUGGCCGGGGCCCUGCAGAGGAGGGUGCACGACGGCAGCCAGAAGCCUCAGGCGCGCCGCAGACACGCCAGCGCCCCGAGUCACGUGCAGCCGUCGGACGCCGAGCAGAACAGAACCAUGCUCUUCCAGGUUGGGCGAUUUGAGAUUAACCUUAUCAGUCCAGACACUAAGUCAGUUGUGCUAGAAAAGAAUUUUAAAGAUAUCUCCUCUUGUUCUCAGGGCAUAAAGCACGUUGAUCACUUUGGUUUCAUCUGUCGGGAGUCCCCAGAGCCGGGGCUGAGCCAGUACAUUUGCUAUGUGUUCCAGUGUGCCAGCGAGUCCCUGGUCGAUGAGGUCAUGCUGACUCUGAAGCAGGCUUUCAGCACGGCUGCAGCCCUGCAGAGUGCCAAGACCCAGAUCAAGCUGUGUGAGGCCUGCCCUAUGCACUCUCUGCACAAGCUCUGUGAAAGGAUUGAAGGUCUCUACCCACCGAGAGCCAAGCUGGUAAUACAGAGGCACCUCUCGUCACUGACAGAUAAUGAGCAAGCUGACAUCUUUGAACGAGUUCAGAAAAUGAAGCCAAUCAGUGACCAGGAAGAAAAUGAACUUGUGAUUUUACAUCUGAGGCAGCUGUGUGAAGCCAAGCAGAAGACGCAUGUGCACAUCGGGGAAGGCCCAUUGACUGUUUCAAAUAAUACAGUCCCAGAAAAUGCUACAAGCAGUGGAAGGUUCAAACUUGACAUUCUGAAAAAUAAAGCAAAGAGAUCCUUAACUAGCUCCCUGGAAAAUAUCUUCUCAAGGGGAGCUAACAGAAUGAGAGGUCGGCUUGGAAGUGUGGACAGCUUUGAACGGUCUAACAGUGUUGCUUCAGAGAAGGACUACUCACCAGGGGACUCUCCACCAGGGACACCGCCAGCCUCCCCACUGUCCUCAGCAUGGCAAGUGUUCCCUGAGGAGGAUUCCGACUCCCCGCAGUUUCGCAGACGGGCACAUACGUUCAGCCACCCACCAUCAAGUUCAAAGAGAAAGCUGAACCUGCAGGACUUGAGGGCCCACGGGGUGCGCUCCCCUCUGCUAAGGCAGAGCUCCAGUGAGCAGUGCAGCCUCCUUCCAUCAGUUCGACGCAUGCACAAGGAGUAUAAUUCUUCCUCCAGUCUUCCAAGCCUCCACACUUCCUCCUCUGUCCCUUCCUUCUCUGCCCCUUCUUUCCUGAAAAGCUUUUACCAGAAUUCAGGUAGACUGUCCCCACAGUAUGAACAUGAAAUCAGACAGGACACUGCUUCAGAAUCAAGCGAUGGAGAAGGGCGGAAACGGACCUCGUCCACCUGUAGCAACGAGUCCCUAAAUGCCGGGGGAACACCUGUCACUCCUCGCAGAAUCUCCUGGCGGCAGCGCAUCUUCCUGCGGGUUGCAUCUCCCAUGAAUAAGUCUCCCUCAGCAAUGCAGCACCAAGAUGGACUGGACAGCAAUGAGCUUUUGCCACUGUCCCCUCUGGCUCCCACCAUGGAGGAGGAACCGCUGGUUAUAUUCUUGUCUAGUGAUGAUGACUCAGAAAAAGUUGAAGAAAAAAAGAAAUCAAAAGAACUAAAGAGUUUGUGGAAAAAAGCAAUACAUCAACAAAUCUUGUUGCUUCGAAUGGAAAAAGAAAACCAGAAACUUGAAGCAAGACGAGAUGAACUCCAGUCCAGGAAAGUGAAGUUAGACUAUGAAGAGGUUGGAGUGUGUCAGAAGGAGGUCUUGAUAACAUGGGAUAAGAAGCUGCUAAACUGCAGAGCAAAAAUCAGAUGUGAUAUGGAAGAUAUGCAUAGUGUUCUGAAAGAAGGAGUUCCCAAAAGUCGGCGAGGAGAGAUUUGGCAGUUCCUAGCUUUACAGUACCGUCUGAGGCACAGACUGCCUAAUAAACACCAGCCUCCUGACACAUCCUACAAGGAACUUUUAAAGCAGCUCACUGCUCAGCAGCAUGCAAUUCUUGUGGAUUUAGGAAGGACGUUUCCUACUCACCCUUACUUUUCAGUACAACUUGGGGCAGGGCAGCUGUCUCUCUUUAACCUUUUGAAAGCAUAUUCUUUGCUGGACAAAGAGGUGGGCUACUGUCAGGGGAUCAGCUUUGUGGCUGGAGUCCUGCUUCUGCAUAUGAGUGAAGAGCAAGCCUUUGAAAUGCUGAAAUUCCUCAUGUAUGACCUAGGUUUCCGCAAGCAGUACAGGCCGGACAUGACGUCCCUUCAGAUUCAGAUGUACCAGCUGUCCCGGCUGCUCCAUGACUACCACAGAGAGCUCUACAAUCAUCUCGAAGAAAAUGAAAUCAGCCCCAGUCUUUAUGCUGCUCCUUGGUUCCUCACAUUGUUUGCCUCUCAGUUUCCAUUAGGAUUUGUAGCCAGAGUUUUUGAUAUCAUUUUUCUUCAGGGAACUGAAGUCAUAUUUAAGGUUGCACUGAGCCUCCUAAGCAGCCAAGAGACACUUAUAAUGGAGUGUGAAAACUUUGAGAACAUUGUUGAAUUCUUAAAAAGCAAACUACCUGAUAUGAAUACUUCUGAAACGGAAAAAAUUAUUAACCAGGUUUUUGAGAUGGAUAUUUCUAAACAGUUACAUGCCUAUGAGGUAGAAUACCAUGUGCUGCAGGAUGAGCUCCAGGAAUCUUCAUAUGCCUGUGAGGAUAAUGAAUCUUUGGAGAAGCUGGAGAGGGCCAACAGCCAACUGAAACGACAGAACAUGGACCUCUUAGAAAAAUUACAGGUGGCUCAUGCUAAGAUCCAGGCCCUGGAAUCAAAUCUGGAAAAUCUUUUGACCAGAGAGACCAAAAUGAAGACUUUAAUCCGGACCCUGGAACAGGAGAAAGCGGUUUAUCAAAAGACAGUGGAACAAAUCCGGAAGCUUCUGCCAGCAGAUGCCCUGGCUAAUUGUGAAUCACUGCUGAGAGAAUUGAACUGCAACCCUAACAACAAAGCCAAGACCGGAAAUAAGCCAUAAUUCAAGAUGUGUGUUGCAGCAGAAAGUGCUCCUUAAAACCCCAUGGGGGAAGGACCUGUGCACUGCUGGCCCCUGCAGGACGCCCAGGUUGGAGGAACCACCUACCACCUGUGCUGCUCUCAUUAGAGCAUGCCAGUCCUAAGCCAUUGUACAGACACAGACUGAGUUUUCUUGUUGCCAACUAUGUACAUAUAUAUAAAAUAGACAUAAAAAAGAUCAUGCUUUCAAAUAAAAUGAGUAGACGUAUAUUUAGAGAGCAAUAUUUUUAAGUCUGACCUUCAUGAAAUCCACACCCAAGGGAAGUUCAGUUGGAACUCUCCUUGGGCAUAUGUGACAUCUGUUUGUCUUUAUAGUGAAAUAAAGCUAGAGCAUCUUUGUAUAUUGAGAUAUACUUGAAAAAAAUGAAUGUAUUUUUUUCUCCAAAGAGCAGCAUGUUUCACUCAAUGGUGUAAAGGUGGAACCAUUUAUGUUACUUUAUGUGUAUCUGUCCUCAGUUCUACUGACAUUGUCUACAUGAGGAAAAUGGUUGCUAAUCAUGCUCCUGUAAGUUUUAUACAAAGGUGGAGGCUUUUUCCCCCAUCCUGCUUUGUGCCAAUUAGCAUGGUUCAUGUGCAAGUGAGUCUAAUUAGGCUUCGCUUAAGAAAUACAUGAGGAGAAAGCAAGAAUUGUGGACAAGUCUCCCCAGCUCAAGGUAAAGAAAAAGAAGAGGAUUGCUAAUUUUAUAGCAAAUGAGACCAGCAUUGUUAGAAAAUAACAGGCCUUGAAAAUACGAUUUAGAACCGUGAUGAUGAACCUUUUUGAGCUUUCAGUGUUGGAAACAGUGUUGGAAAGCCUGAUGUGGCAUGCGUGCCAUAGGUUCGCCACCACUGAUUUAGGACUGAAAUUGUUCGGAUUAUUCUCUGCCAUUUUACUUAAAUGACUUACACAGCAGUGAACAGCAGUUACCAAGUGAUAAGGUUUAGCCAUUUUUCCCACCAGACUGUGAGAUUUUCUCAAUUUAAUUUUCUCUCCCAUCAAUUGUAAUGAAAUACAAUUAUGAUUGAUUUUUCCAAUGAUGACUUACUGUGUUGAGAUCUUCUUGGCCACUUGAGAGACUCUAAUAAGCACUUAACCAUUUUCCCCUUUCACUUGGAAAUUUAGAACUGCAAAACACUUAGGAACAAACCAUUGAGAUCAAUGGGGACAGAAGAGUAAAGUCACAUCAACUCAACAAAAAUCCUGCAGUUCUGCAUUUGGGCUCCCAACUUCUGCCACCUAUAACAGCUUAGCAGAGGACAUUCAAGUACGCUGGCUAUGUGGAAAGACAGUCACUUUCAAACAGCACCUGCAGUUAUCCCUAUCAUAGAUGAUUUUACAGUAGUGCCUCUGAAAAUUGAUGUAGCAUUUUUGCCUUUCCUAUCAGUAUUUAUCGUCACUGCUCUUUUGCAGUCUCUGUAUUUCCAUAGAUGGGUUAUUUGGGAUAAUUUUCUUCAAGGAGAGUUUGUUGUGUACAAGCUGAAAUUUAUUAUAGAGCGCACAAAUAAAGGUUUCAGGAAAUCUUGAUGAGCAGAUGAAAAACAUCUGAAACCCCUUCAGUAUGAAUGUAUGUAAUGACUUACUACAGAGCAGCAUGCCCUUAAAUCAGGCGGUUUCGUAAGUGACAAUAAAAUCUUACUAACAAGUAAACUUACUGUAACUUCUAGGUUCUAGAGACUGUUGAUUUUAGGUGCCCCAUUUAGUUGAGGGCCAUUAAUUGAUCUGUUGCUUGGGUUCCUUCGGAUUUUUGUUAUUUGUAGGAGUUUUUUUUCCUCCCUAACAGGAAUAUGACAGAUACCAUCUUUUUGCUGUUAAUUGAUAAAAAUUGCCUUACGGAUGUGAUAUGCAGUUGAGAGCCAAGGAACCUUUUAGUUGGGGAAGGAAAUCUUUUCUGUUAUUCAAUCUAAAGUAAACUUUAUUCUGGAAGUUUAGGCAACAUUAUUAGUUGUAUUAUGGUAUUUAUAGGUGACUUGCAUACAACAUUUUCUGUUGAAAAUGAUUUUUUCAUUCAUGAUUUUUUAAAAAAUGUUGUACCAGUUAUGCUUCAUGCAUUUUACAUCUUCAUCAGGUUAAUUGUACUGUCAUUUCCAAUAAAUACAUUGUUGCAAUUUC